This is a messenger RNA of Photinus pyralis (common eastern firefly), 5499 nucleotides long. RefSeq names its product serine/threonine-protein kinase/endoribonuclease ire-1-like. Lineage: Eukaryota; Metazoa; Arthropoda; Insecta; Coleoptera; Lampyridae. Gene Ontology annotation, cellular component: IRE1-TRAF2-ASK1 complex. The coding region runs from base 341 to 3685 and encodes 1114 amino acids. The transcript has 14 exons. Gene Ontology annotation, molecular function: protein serine/threonine kinase activity; ATP binding; RNA endonuclease activity. The record is from RefSeq and is a predicted model, not a curated record. Gene Ontology annotation, biological process: IRE1-mediated unfolded protein response; protein phosphorylation; intrinsic apoptotic signaling pathway in response to endoplasmic reticulum stress.
AUGUCGCAAAAAUGGAAUGCAUUUUAUUUGGUUUUUGUAUCCCACAAAAAAACCCUCAUUAUUUAUAUAUCGGUAUUUGGAAAACAAUACGGGCAAAACUCACCCCCUUUAACUUGAACGAAACGAUUCCGAUCACCUGCCCACGAUACGAAAUGCUUAUUGCGUAACAUAUGUUUUGAAAUGCAGCUGAUGUGCUGAUAUCUACUCGGUUCAACAAGUGGAGUGGACCAGUUGUCAGUUCUCACGGAUUAUGUUUGCAUCAUUUACGAAGUUCACUUUUAAUUGUAAAUCUAUAUUAAAUGACCGUUUCGGAAAAUAAUCCAUAUGCCAAGAAAGUGCUAUGUAUAACAAUGUUCAGUGGAUAACUGCAAGUAUUGUACUUGCAUUGUGUUUUUGCGGUGGCUUUCUGGAUGUACUUACCUCCCAAGAGUCCCAAGGAUUCACUACGGAUAUCGCUAAAGAAUGGGACAAGCGGUUAUUGUUGUUUUCCACGCUCGAUGGGAGUCUAGUGGCGGUUGACCAGCAGUCUGGGAAGAUUCAAUGGAAAAUUAAAGACAGGCCUACUGUGACAGUUCCGCUAGAUACCACAGAUGCAAUUAUUCCACUGUUUCUACCAGAUCCCAGGGACGGUUCCCUAUAUCUGCUAGGCGACAGUAGGCAACCACUGAAAAAGUUGCCUUUCACGAUUCCACAGUUGGUUGCAUCAUCGCCAUGUCGGAGUUCGGAUGGAAUUUUAUACACAGGUAAAAAGAAGGACAGUUGGUACAUGUUGGAUCCAAGAACUGGCCAGAGGGAGCAAGUUCUCGGUUGGGAUCGAAUGAGCCCGACGUGUCCGAUCGAAAGCGUAGAUGGAGUAUAUGUCGGCAGAACGCAGUAUUCGAUUAUGAUGGUUGAUAGUAGAAACACGAAUCGGAAGUGGAACGUGACAUUUUAUGAUUACACCGCCAAUCCGUUAAGCAAGGAGAUGUUGAAUAAUUACGAACUUGUGCACUUUGCGUCGUCGUCAACGGGUCGUUUGGUCACAAUGGACAGGCGGAGGGGAUCCUUGGUGUGGGAUAUUGAUACUGAAAGUCCGGUGGUUGCGAUCUACAUUAUGGACCCCAGUGGUUUGUUGAGUUUGCCGUUUACCAGCAUGGCUAAUCACACAAUUGGACAUCUGGCAACCGACUGGGUUAGUCAUCAGAAACCGUUCCAGUACCAGCCUUCUCAUAUGAAGCUGUACCCUACGUUGUAUGUGGGCGAGUACAUGUACGGUUUGUAUGCGUUACCGUCGCUCGUUGAUCAAAACACAGUCACCAUAACUACAUCAGAAGAUGGCCCGUUACUAUUGGAAGGUCCCGAUUUUCCAAAAUGCCAAAAUCCCCCGCCUACUUACCCGAUACCGGGCAAAAAUUACUACGUUCACCAGGGUGGCGGGGAACCGGUAAUAUUUCAAAGUGUACCUAAAGCAAAUGACACUGUGAUCUACUUGGGGCAUUACAAUGUACCCGAUUUCGACUUGGGCAAACUGCUAAUAGCCGGCCAAAAUUUGGCCUAUCUAAAUUUGCUAACAGACGAGUCGAGCACCACCAAGCAAACCAACGAGAAGCCGAAAUCCACCCAAAGUGAGGAACACAAUUCGAAACUAAAGUGGACUGAUAUAUUCCAGGACAACAAACAUUCCGUUGGCGUUCAGACCGACGACGUAAAAAACGAGAGUGGACCACCGGAAACAGAUGACCCGGUUUCGUCUACCUCUCUCAAGAUGUUCGUUGUAGACACGUACGGGCAAGUAAAAGUAUGGAUUAAUCAACAGGACAAUAAGGGGCUUAAACUUACGCUCAUCAUACUUAUCGGCUGUAUUAUUGCCAUGUUUUGGUACCUACAGAUGCAGGUCCGCGAAUUUCAGCAACUAUCGCAAAACGGCUCUAGAGGCAGUCAGAACGGCUCCGUCGGACGAAACGGCGCCAUUUCCGCCCUCCCCGAGGAGUUGGACGACGGUAAAGUGCGAAUCGGAAAGAUCACCUUUCACCCGGAGCAGCUGCUCGGAAAAGGAUGCGAGGGCACCUUCGUGUACAGGGGAGAAUUCGAUCAGAGACAGGUCGCCGUUAAACGCCUACUACCCGAAUGCUUCACGUUCGCCGAUCGGGAGGUCGCACUGCUGCGCGAGAGCGACGCCCAUCCGAACGUUAUUCGCUAUUUUUGUACAGAACAGGAUCGUAUGUUUCGAUAUAUUGCGUUGGAAUUGUGUCACGCCACCGUACACGAUUAUGUGCUGGGGCAGUAUGACACUUCGCUUAUAACGCCUUUGGACAUUUUAAUUCAAGCGACUUCGGGAUUGGCACAUUUACACUCUCUUGAUAUAGUUCACAGAGACAUUAAACCCCAAAACGUUCUACUAUCGAUGCCGGACGCAAAAGGUCAAACAAGGGCAAUGAUAUCCGAUUUUGGUCUCUGUAAAAAAUUACAAGUCGGCCGCGUAUCUUUCUCACGCAGAUCUGGCGUUACGGGCACGGAUGGUUGGAUUGCUCCCGAAAUGCUCAACGGAAGCGAACGCACGACUUGCGCCGUCGACUUGUUUUCAUUGGGUUGUCUAUUCUACUACGUUCUUUCCAAGGGGUCGCAUCCUUUCGGCGAUUCCUUGAGGCGGCAAGCGAACAUUCUGGGGAACGUGUCCGAUUUGGGCAACCUAAAAGGGGAACCGUGGCAAAUCGCAAUUCAAAAACCACUAAUUGCAGAUCUCAUCUCGGUGAAGACUCAGGAUCGACCGCCUUGUACAGCGAUACUGGUGCAUCCGAUCUUUUGGAGCAAUUCGAAAAUUUUGGCGUUUUUCCAGGAUGUGAGCGACAGAAUUGAGAAAGCCGAACCGGAUGAUCAUGUUCUGAUGACUUUGGAGCGAGACGCUGCGUUUGUCGUUCGAGGCGAUUGGAGGCGGUACAUUAGUACAGAGAUUGGAAAAGAUCUACGGAAGUAUAGAUCUUAUAGUGGGGACUCAUUGCGAGAUUUGCUGCGAGCGCUCAGAAAUAAAAAACACCAUUAUCGUGAGUUACCUCCGGAAACGCAAGAGGAACUGGGAAGCAUUCCAGACAGCUUCACCAGCUACUGGACGUCUCGAUUUCCAUUGCUGCUAAUCCACACGUGGCUAUCAAUGCAGAUCGUCGCACGCGAGACGUCUUUUUUGAGCUACUACCAUCUUAAUCAUCGUUUUUCUUUGUGUAAUUAUAAAACAAAGCAGGCGAUAUUGUAUCCACUUUAUUGCAACGAUAUCGACGACGAAUUCAACUUCGCCAGCACGGCGUCGGCCUACGACGAAAGCGCGGAGAUUUUCAAGAGAAGUCCCAAAAAGGUGCUAAACAUACGUAAAUAUUCCUACAAGCAAAAUAGCUAUAAUAGAAGGUAUAACGGGGGCGAAAACGAUAUGAAUCACAACUUCGCCAACGAAAGGGUGCAUUAUGUAGAUGAUAGGAACGUGGGUCUCUUUAGAAAUAAUAAUCCGUUAAUCGCGAAAAGCUUGCUAGCUAGUAAGGUAGUAGAUAGUAGUGUUUUAACGCAAGACGUCGUGUGCGAUGAAAAUGACGAGUUCGCCACGAGUCACUCUCAAUUUGCCAUUCGACCGAGGCGAUACAGUAAAAAUCGAAAGUUACUUAAACAAGUUUCUGAGCCUACAGAAGCAUCAGCCGAUAAUAGCGAUAAGAAAGUAAGUUAGGUUUAAACAAAAUUGUUGGCAUUGAGACUGGGUAAUUUAUUAAGAAUGUUUGCGAGUACUAAUACUAAUUAAUUUGAUCAAAGAUGAGUUGACUGUUGUUGCACCUUACAAUUAUUAAGGAGGUCGAAAUUUAAGUUGUAUCAGCUACAGAUACGAUGCGAAUUGCGCAGCUGUUAUUUCAUUGAUGUUAGAGAGUUACUGUCAUUCCCACAUGUUAGGACUAAAUUUGAUUAUUUGAUAUAUCAACAAUGGAUUAAUUAAACAGUCAUGAAGUAAUAAAAAAAGACAAUCAGACAGAAACAAGUAAAAGGUGUACACAAAUUAUUCAGUGUAAGGUGACAGGACAGGAAACAAAAAUGCUCAUACAGAGAGUUUGAUAAAAUGAAAGUGUAUAGACGAAUAAAAAUAAAAGAGAGAAAAGGGAAGGAAAGAGGUUUUGAAAUGGUAUUGAAACAGUUGACACAAGUAAUAGAAAAUAUAGUAAUGAAUGUAGGGCAGAGAAAAUAUAAAAAAGUAAAAAUAAAGAAACUUGAAAAAGAUAAAGCAACAUCAUGAACUGAAUGAGAGCAAAAGUUGAAACACCUGAAAAUUGUUACACGUUCUGUAAUGGAGUGAUUUUGUAAUAGACUAAGAUUGAAAAAAGAUCUUCACUACAACUUAGAUGAUUUUCUUUUGUCUUUCUUUAUUAUUUUGCCUUUAUUUUUAAGUGACUCUUUCGGCUGCUGCUCUACCAACUUAACUAUACACUUAUUCUCUAUUUUCUUCCAGUUUUUGCUUUGUGAUAUGUUUCUUUGUAUAAUAGUUUGUCUACUGUUUAGCAAUUGCAACAGUGGCAUUUUUUGUUUGCUUUUUUCAUCUUUUAAUAUCCCUUUGAAAGGUGAUGCUAGUACUGCCCGAAGUAGAAUUUUGUCAGUAUUGGCUUUUGGUCGGAUCUAAUAGAACAAUAAACAUACAAAGUUAUUACAUUAAAUGUGAUGGUGAUGCCAGAAUUAUCCGAUUAUUAUAAAAAAUUCAAGUGUUAUCCAUUGCUGGUCCACUUGUCACAAUUGAGGAGCUACGGUACCCAAUCUGUCAGUGGAUUAAUAAACAAACAAAUCAAUUAACCAAUUCUAGUCAACAUCCAUAAUAACCAAUCAAGCAAGGUGAGGUUUGCAGAUAACUCUCUAAUAUCUCAAAAUGAUAGAUUGAGGUUCUGAUUGAAGACGGCAGAUAUUCUUUAGCACUCAUUCAUCGAGUCCAUUUAUUAGGCGUAUUCUCAGAUUUAAAGGCGCAUAACUUUGUAAUUUUGUUAUUUGCACGAGUUUUCGUUGCCGACUUACUCGAGUAUGUUGACCACUGGCAAACGGCGCGUUUUUGUGAACCAAAAUUGUUGACGUGAUGGUGUCACUCGCUCUUGUUGACGAUACGCUAGGUUGUGUUGUACGCGAUUUGUCAACUAGCGUGGUGACGGCAUGUAUAAAUCACUGUGAUAUUUUAUUGUAGCACAUUCCUACUUUUAUAACAAAUUGUAUAUAAUUUGUAAGAUAUUAAGAUGUUAACAACAGAGAAGCAUAAAAAUGCCCAAAAAUUAACAUUUUAUAUUGUUGAUAUGUACAAAUGUAAUUUAAAACUUGAAAUUAAUAUAUACAUAUAGUUAAUAUAUUUUUAUUAAAAUAAAAUCAAAUUAGGGGGAGAGGGAGGAGGAAAUGCCAAUCACUCCUUAAACUUAAUUAUUUUAGUUUGUCCUUGUAAUUUUCUAAUAUAAUUAUGUCUAGUUGCUAUUUUGUAUGUACUGUUACAAAUUGUAGACAUAGCAAAUAUACACGGUUAUUUAA